Molecule: messenger RNA, 468 nt
Organism: Phytophthora sojae
Lineage: Eukaryota; Oomycota; Peronosporomycetes; Peronosporales; Peronosporaceae
Exons: 1
Coding region: 1-468 (155 amino acids)
Source: RefSeq, a predicted model, not a curated record
AUGAAGACUUUGUCCUCGAUCCUCGCCAUCAUGGCCAUGCUCGCUGUCGCAACUCUCAAUGUGCACGCUGACCAAGACACCACCACUUCGCAGCCAGAGGUGGAGGAGAAGGGCACUUGGGCCCCGAUGAUGCGCGCGCUGGAGGCUACGGACGACUCGUUGCCCACGUCGCAGCCCGUCGCCGACGAGAAGGCGUCUUGGGCUCCGCUCCGCGCUCUCGCCGCCUUGCCCACUUCGCAACCCUCAGCCAAUGAGAAGGCCUCAUGGGCGCCGCUCCGCGCUCUGAAGACCAUGGAGGGCGACCAGAUCUCGACGUCGCAGCCUGCUGUGGACGAGAAGGCCUCGUGGGCUCCGCUCCGCGCUCUACGCACCAUGGACAACGCCAAGCAGCAGCAGCAGCAGCAGCACCCGCAGAACCACCACCCGAACGGUAAACCGGUACCCAAGAACGGAGUCAAGCACCACUAA